AUGGACCCCUUUACCAGAAUUCCCGCCGAGCUGCGUCUGCAGAUAUUCUCAUACCUUUCAUCUAAGGCCUCUAUCUCGAGCCUUAUCCAAGCCUCUCCAACAAUGCUCGAGCAGUACCUUGGAUGCAAAAGCACAAUAGUACGAAACUUACUCGAGCGCGACUUUGACGCCCAAAUGAUUCAAGAUGCUAUGGCAAUUAUUCUUUACCCGUCUCUCCGAAAGGCCCGAAAACCCAAGCUCCGAUUCGAGGCUCAUUUACUGCAUUGGGAGUGUCAUAAGCUUCGAAACCCUUUGGUGACCCACGAUACCGUUCUCUUGGACCAGCUUGACAGAUUGCAUAGCCUUCUGAUGGUUUUUGUCGAGGAUUACAUCACAAAGGCGACUGCGGACUUCCAACCUCGGGAAUACAUUUGUCUCCCUCAGCCUACCCACAGCCAGAGCCAUCUCGUGUUCAAAGGACUGAAGGUGACAAGGAGAUUUGACUCAGGCAACCUUUCGGAAGGUGAAAGACGACGCUUGUUGAGGGCAUUCUUACGAGUUGAGCUGUGGUCUCUGAUACUGAGGACUGCGAGCUUCGAGAGCGAUCCUUUUGCCAAACGACGAAUUAUGAGUUUCGUGGCCUUUGGAGACAACAGACGUGACGAGGAGGCGAUUCAGUGUGUUUGGGUUUAUACAUCGUCACUAUAUGGCGCCAUCUUUGCCCAAUGUGCUGAUGCCUGGCUGCCAGUAGCCGAUGCACCACCACAGACUGGACUUCUAUUCCCCGACAAUGUCUUGGUGGAUCCAGUUGAGUAUGGCAAGGACGUCGGCAUCAAAGGAGAAGAAAAGCGGCCCGUGAUUGAGUCCAUGGCUCACUAUGCUUCAGAAUGGACAUAA
Molecule: messenger RNA, 876 nt
Organism: Fusarium musae
Lineage: Eukaryota; Fungi; Ascomycota; Sordariomycetes; Hypocreales; Nectriaceae
Exons: 2
Coding region: 1-876 (291 amino acids)
Source: RefSeq, a predicted model, not a curated record